Molecule: messenger RNA, 6565 nt
Organism: Bactrocera dorsalis (oriental fruit fly)
Lineage: Eukaryota; Metazoa; Arthropoda; Insecta; Diptera; Tephritidae
Exons: 3
Coding region: 3631-4587 (318 amino acids)
Source: RefSeq, a predicted model, not a curated record
UAUUAGCCAAUACAUUAUUAUUCUGAGCAAAACCAAGUAAUUCAAUUUCCACUAAAAAUUGUUAAAUAUCGCACUUCAAGGACAGAGUUUCUUAUAAAUUUCAUCAGCCUUUUUAUGUCACCACUUUUCGAAAGUCACCAAUUUUGGCAGUUGACAUGAAUUUAUUACUUGAUGUUCAUCAAUAUUAUUUGUUAUAAAUACACGGUAUUCCAAUAGUUGAAUGUCAAUUAUGUUUACAAUUCCAAAUCCACUGCAACACAAAGAAUUUGUAUACAUUUUAAAAUGAAGCUAUUCUUAUUUUAGACUUUUUCAAUUUGGACUCGCAGUCGAUAACUUUUACCUAGCAUGCACAUAUAUCGAUAACUUUUACCGUGUGCCGUGUUCAAACGAUGCCAGUGAUAGUUGCUGUUACUAUUGCUAUUUCUACACACGAUAAAUACAAUAUGGGGAUUCUCUUGCUCUUGCAAGAUUGCACGAUGACACAAAAUGCAAAAAUCCUAUGCCGAAAUAUGCAAGGACAAGAGAGCACCCACUGCAGAAUCUAGUGAUAUACAUAUGCACGGCUGACCCCUUUUGCCACAAACCACUUGCUGGCACAAGAAAAGUUCCCAAUCAAGUUAUUCAGAGCUGUUGAGGAAACCAGUGAUUUGUCUGACUUUUCUGAAUGUGUGAAUUGAAUUCAUAAACAUUUUACUGAUUUCAAAUAAGAUGCAUUUGAUAUGCAAAUUCAAACACAAUCACUACAUACGUUAAUCCAUUACUUUUUAUUUGUUUUCGAAACAUACACAUGUAUUGGCUUUUUAAGUCCAUAAACCAUAUCAUGCGAUCAUAUGUACUACGUUAUUAUCAGCUAUCUUCGAAGCGCCAAUUCUCUGUUUAUUCUGCUCUUUUGUAAAAAAAGACAAUUACAAGUUAAAACAAACACACAAAACACGUUUUUUAACGCAAAAUAAUAUGUCUCUGUGAAGAACGAAUCAUACCGUGCGAUACUGUACUGUGAAACAGUCUCAAGUCUUUAAAUUUGAGAUUUUAAGUUAGAGACAAUUUUUGAGACUUGAGACGAUUUUGCUAUUCUGUAAAUGACAGUCACAAAAUCUAUUACAUUUCAUUAUUCAGAGAUGUUUUUACACUUGAAUGAAAUUAAAUAUGUAGAUAACAUAUAUUAAAUGUUCUAUAACAUAGUCAAAAAACAUAAUCAUCAAUAAAAAUAAAAAUAUAUGUUGACUUUGUUUCAUAAUAUUUACGAAAUUUAUGUAAAAUUGAUUUAUGUUUAACCUUUUCGUGUUUGAGUUGCUUACACACUAUAAAAAACCACAAUCGAUUAAUAUCUAUGAUGAUCUCUAUUCAGUAUAUUCAAAAUGGCAGACAAGAGUUCUUUUUAAUUUUCUGACCUGCUAAUUAUCAGGUCUCAAAUGCGAGGCAAUAUUUUGAGACUAACAGCCCUAUUCUGAAAAAAAAACUCUCAACUGAGUUGAGAGGAAAAAUUUGAGAGAUUUCUUGGGAGGCAUAUUUUGUGAGGCUAUUCUUGCUCAAACCUCAUAAGAAAAAAGCUUAAAAAAGUCACCACGUGAGGUAAAAAGCUUUUUGCUGUCAAACAGCUGUUUGAAUAAAAAUAAGCAAACAAAAAUGUACACACAAAUGGAUAAUCAGCAUAUGCGUACAAAAACGGAGAGGACAACUCAGGAGCAGCUGCAACAUUACAUAAUGUUUUGCAAGCAGCAUCCUGAGUUGCAACGGGGGAAGCUAACUCCGACCAACCCUCAAGGGCUGCAAAUACUUUGGGCGGAGUUAGCAAAUAAUUUAAAUGCCCUGAGAAGUCCAACUCGGAAGGCACAUGCGCAAGCGACUGGUGGAGGCCCUCCGAUAAAUGGAAUGACUGAAUUCGAGGAGCAAGCAAUUGCCGGGUGUUGCGACUUUGGGUCACCAGGUUUUGCCGUUGUAUUUAAAUACAGCUCAAUCUCCAGCUUCCUCGCCAACACCAACAGUCACAUCGCCUGCUCCAGCGCCCUCACCAACAGUCGCAUCGCCUGCUCCAGCACCCUCACCAACAGUCGCAUCGCCUGCUCCAGCUUUUCCUGUUCUAUCUAUAAAUCUUUCUUCCCCACCAUCACCUAGAGAUUCCUUAUCUCCUCCCAUCUUAUCUUCUCCUAUGCCAUCGCCUUCUUACAUCCCUUCUGAAAAAUUAACUGCAGCGAAGAUGCUUGGAGCAGUGCUAAAAAAAUGGAGGAUCGAGAAAAGCGAGAAGAGAAGGCCAUUGCUCUACAAAGGAAAUUUGGUAAGAGCCACCCCCGUAAAAAUACGCCAGGAAACGCAGAUCAAAAGAUAUACUCGACUCCUGCACAUCAUGCGGCACCUAUUCACCUAUAAAAACUUUACAAAGCGAUUUUGGGAAUCGAAUUGUAUUUAUAAAUGUUGUGUGUUGCAUAGUAAAAGGAUCGCUUUUGUCUCGUAAACCCUUCAAAACUUUUCUCCUACCCCCCCGAUUCCUCCUCAACAAUUGCCGCAUACACAAAGAACAGUUCCUCCAUGCUAGUUAUAACACUCAAAUAUUUAAAAAAAAACGUUAAAUAUUGAUGUAAAACAAAACAAACACAGAUGUUUUGUAUUAUGCUUAACGUCAUAGAUAUUUGUGAUAAUAGUGAGCAUUUGAGCUUUUGAAUUUUCGCCGGCCUACGGAAAACCUCACAAAUAACAAAAACAUCACUGUAGUGAGGUUGAUGAAUUUUGUGAGGGCAUGAGAAUAGAGCUGUAACGCUAGAGACUGUUUAGUGAAUAGUAACUAAUCGAUGGAGUCAUGUGUAGAAGUUCACGCAAGUGAGGAAAGUUCUCUGAUCGCCAUUCACUUGGGAGUGGCCAGAAACGAUUCUUCUACAUAUGACUCAAGCAGCUCACUACUCCCGGUCUUUGACCAAGUAUCCUCUGGGUAGCCUAAGAACAUCCCUUUGAAGCCGAGCUAAAGUGAGAAGGCGAAAUAUCCCCUACUUAGGGUUGUGCGCUGGGUUUGGGACCCGCCACGUAAAAAAAACACCCCCAAUGAAAACCAACAAUCAGCCUCGGAUGAGAGACCCCCCUUUUGAUGACGACCAUGGCAAACGAGUUAAGGACUACGAAUUGAGGGCAUGUACCUGGAAUGUCCGGUCCCUUAAUUGGGAAGGUGCCGCUGCCCAGCUGGUUGAUGUCCUCGUGAAAAUAAUGGCUGACAUCACCGCCAUCCAAGAAAUGCGAUGGACGGGACAAGGACAGAGACGAGUAGGUCCUUGUGACAUUUACUACAGUGGUCAUAUAAAGGAGCGCAAGUUUGGUGUGGGAUUCGUGGUGGGAGAGAGACUACGUCGACGGGUACUAUCAUUCACUCCGGUGAAAGAACGUCUAGCCACAAUCCGCAUUAAAGCGAGGUUCUUCAACAUAUCGCUGAUAUGCGCCCACGCCCCGACGGAAGAGAAGGACGAUGUGACCAAAGAUGCCUUUUAUGAGUGCUUGGAGCGCACUUAUGAGAGAUGCCCCCGCGACGAUGUCAAAAUCGUGCUUGGCGACUUCAACGUCUUUGGCACUACGGUCGGUAAAUUCAGCCUCCAUGAGGAAACAUCCCCAAAUGGGUUGAGGCUGAUCGACUUCGCCGGGACCUGAAAUAUGGUUAUCUGUAGUACUAGAUUCCAGCAUAAGAAGAUACAUCAAGCUACCUGGCUGUCUCCGGAUCGAAAAACCACCAACCAGAUCGAUCAUGUUGUGAUAGACGGAAGACACGUCUCCAGUAUUUUAGAUGUGCGUACGCUUCGAGGUCCUAACAUUGGCUCGGACCAUUAUAUUGUUGCAGCCAAAAUUCGCACCCGCCUCUGUGCAGCAAAAAACGCACGCCAACAAACACAAGGAAGGUUCGACGUCGAGAAGCUGCAAUCACAACAGACAGCCGAACGAUUUUCUACUCGGCUUGCACUCCUGCUCUCUGAGAACACUCGUCAACAACUCGGUAUAAGGGAACUGUGGGACGGCAUUUCAAACUCCUUACGUACAGUUGCAACCGAAACCAUUGGUUUUCGGAAAGUGCAAAAGAACAGCUGGUACGACGAGGAGUGCCGUGUCGCAGCGGAGAGAAAACAGGCUGCCUGCCUCGCAACGUUAGGAUCGACCACAACACGUGCGGGAUGGGAUAGAUACCGAGAGUUGAAGAUGGAAGCGAGACGCAUUUGUAGACAGAAAAAGAAAGAGGCCGAAAUGCGUGAGUACGAAGAGCUUGAUAAGCUGGCCGACAGGGAUAAUGCUCGAAAAUUCUACGAAAAGAUGUGGCGGCUUACAAAAGGUUUCAAGACCGGAGCAUACUCUUGUAGAACCCCCCAAGGUGAUCUAGCCACCGAUGCCCAGAGCAUACUUAAAUUAUGGAGGGAACACUUCUCCAGCCUGCUGAAUGGCAGUGAACGCACAACGCCAGGAGAAAGCGAACCCGAUUCCCCAAUCGAUGACGAUGGAGCAGACGUUCCAUUGCCCGACCAUGAAGAGGUUCGAAUAGCAAUUACCCGCCUGAAGAACAACAAAGCAGCGGGGGCCGAUGGAUUGCCGGCCGAGCUAUUCAAAACGGUGGCGAAGAACUGAUAUGGAGCAUGCAUCAGCUUAUUUGUAAAAUAUGGUUGGAUGAAAGCAUGCCCAACGAUUGGAAUUUAAGUGUGCUAUGCCCAAUCCAUAAAAAAGGAGACCCCACAAUCUGCGCCAACUACCGUGGGAUUAGCCUCCUCAACAUCGCGUACAAGGUUCUAUCGAGCGUAUUGUGUGAAAGAUUAAAGCCCACCGUCAACAAACUGAUUGACCUUAUCAGCGUGGCUUAAGACCUGGUAAAUCAACAACCGACCAGAUAUUCACCAUGCGCCAAAUCUUGGAAAAGACCCGUGAAAGGAGAAUCGACACUCACCACCUAUUCGUCGAUUUCAAAGCUGCUUUUGACAGCACGAAAAGGAGCUGCCUUUAUGCCGCGAUGUCUGAAUUUGGUAUCCCCGCAAAACUAAUACGGCUGUGUAAACUGACGUUGAGCAACACGAAAAGCUCCGUCAGGGUCGGGAAGGACCUCUCCGAGCCGUUCGAUACCAAACGAGGUUUCAGACAAGGCGACUCCCUAUCGUGCGACUCUUUCAAUCUGCUGCUGGAGAAAAUUAUUCGAGCUGCAAAACUUAAUCGAGCAGGUAUAAUCUUUUAUAAGAGUGUACAGCUGCUGGCGUAUGCCGAUGAUAUUGAUAUUAUCGGCCUCAAUACCUGCGCUGUUAGUUCUGCUUUCUCCAGACUGAACAAGGAAGCAACGCAAAUGGGUCUGGCAGUGAACGAGGGGAAGACGAAAUAUCUCCUAUCAUCAAACAAACAGUCGUCGCACUCGCGACUUGGCUCUCACGUCACUGUUGACAGUCAUAACUUUGAAUUUGUAGAUAAUUUCGUCUAUUUAGGAACCAGCAUUAACACCACCAACAAUGUCAGCCUGGAAAUCCAACGCAGGAUUACUCUUGCCAACAGGUGCUACUUCGGACUGAAUAGGUAAUUGAGAACUCUCUUGACGAACAAAUCCAAACUCUAUAAGUCACUCAUUAUCGCCGUGCUGCUAUAUGCUGCCGAGGUAUGAACGAUGAAAACAUCUGAUGAGUCGACAUUGCGAGUUUUCGAGAGAAAGGUCCUGCGGAAGAUUUUUAGUCCUUUGCGAUUGGCCACGGCGAAUAUCGCAUUCGGUGGAACGAUGAGCUUUAUGAGAUAUUCGACGAGAUUGUCAGAGUUCAGCGAAUUAAAAGACAACGGCUACGCUUAUAUCAUACUCGUAUGUAUGUUUUUCUCUAUAACUUGUGUUCUGCUAACGAUUUGACAUUCUAAAUUUAAACGUAAAGGAGAGUGUGCCCAUGUUUGGAAUUUCCGAUAGUUUCAAGUUCUAUCAGGACAAUGAUCCCAAGCACUCUUCGCUGAUUGCAAGGACCUGGCUUCUAUAUAAUUGCCCCACAGAAAUAAAAUCUCCUGCCCAAAGCCCGGACCUUAAUGUUAUAGAACAUCUGUGGGACGAGCUCAGUGGCAGGGUGCAAAAUAAAAGGUGUUAUUUUAUCCAUAUAAUUUAGAUUUGACAAAACAAAUUACCAAAUAAUUUCAAGAUUAGGCUUACCCGACUUACGAUGGGAGCCACUGUAUGUGCUUAAUGCUUUAAGUGUUUGAUAUUUGACAUCUAAGCAUCUUGUUCUGUUUGGAAAAGUGUCAACAGAUACCACUGAAGAAUUUUCGAUUGAGAAAGCUUUAAGAAUUUACCCAACUAAUGACCAAUGAAAAAUUCUCCAGAGUUUUUAAGAUAAAGGGUCUGUUAUUUAUAGGAUUAAAACACAAUACCAACUCAUUGAUGCUACACGAAAUUUAGGUAAAUAUUAUAAAACAGGAGUGUUUAAAUGAGUUACGCGUCCACCCACUCUACCCGGGAAAAACUGGCCCAUCCUAGUAAGAUACAGCUAAUAUACCACAGUCGAUGACACCAUAACACAUACAUUACCACACAACACAACUCACCACGCUUCUACAUCAACCAAACAUAAAGGAUGGUCCGCUGAGCAGGUUCAAGAUC